Messenger RNA from Hibiscus syriacus, 794 nucleotides. RefSeq lists its product as uncharacterized. The record is from RefSeq and is a predicted model, not a curated record. The transcript has a single exon. NCBI's taxonomy places the organism in Eukaryota, Viridiplantae, Streptophyta, Magnoliopsida, Malvales, Malvaceae. The coding region runs from base 207 to 794 and encodes 195 amino acids.
UAAUAUAAGUUAACUAUUAAUGUAAUUUAAGAUUGUUCAUUGAUGUUAAAUUUUCAUUAUUUGGAAAGCUUAUAAUUUCAUUGACUGCGACAUAUUUGUGGAUGAAGGAGUUAGGGGUAGUUUGAUUCAGCUUGUUGCGACCGGAGGCGUGUCGAAAAGAGAGAGAAAAGAAAAAAAUGAUGUCUGGGUGCCCCAGAUGAGAAUUGAUGUUAUUGACAGUGGGAGGAGGAGGGUUAUUCUCUUCUUCAGCGACCGGGUAUAGCAAUGGCUUGACCCUUCUGCUCUUGGGUCAGAAGCAUGAGGACAAGUCCAUGAGACUUUCGCCGUGGAACCAUUACCAGUUGGUAGACCGAGAACCCAAUCCUGACCUCCAAUUGACAUCCACCAAGAACCGGCUUCCCCGCGGGUGCGCCUCUUUUGUCUACUUUCGUGGCACUUCCGCAGGGCUCUACACACCAUCACAUUUGAAAGUUGGCCCUGUUCAACAACAAUACGUCUUGCCAGGCUCUUUUGAUGCAAAUAAGAGUAAUGAUCAAGCAAACGAGGUUUACAAUGGCAAUAGCAAUGUAAGAAAGGUUGUUUUGAAAAGUUGUUUGAAGAAGCAAUUGAGUAGUGCUCAAGUUUCUCUUGAGGAUGUUAAUGAUUGUGAGGCAUCAGGAGAAAAGUAUGGUGAUGUCCCAAGUCAUACGGUACAAAGAAAGGUGCAGUGGAGUGAUUCUUAUGGUAGCGAGCUUGCCGAAAUCAGGGAAUUUGAGCCCAGGUACAUGAAAUUUCUGAAUCCUGAUCUAAAUUGA